Spea bombifrons (plains spadefoot toad) is the source of this 1610-nucleotide messenger RNA. RefSeq names its product cysteine rich with EGF like domains 1 (gene CRELD1). The coding region runs from base 155 to 1396 and encodes 413 amino acids. The transcript is spliced from 11 exons. The record is from RefSeq and is a predicted model, not a curated record. Gene Ontology annotation, molecular function: calcium ion binding. NCBI's taxonomy places the organism in Eukaryota, Metazoa, Chordata, Amphibia, Anura, Pelobatidae.
UGCUGGGCGCGCGGUGCAUGCUGGGAGUUGCUGCUGCUGCCUCUUGCAUAUAAUAAAGCUUCCCCUGCACCCUGUUUCUGCCUCUGCUGUCACCCACCCUGCAGGGGGCGCAGAUCUGCUCGAGAUCCGGUUUCCAUGGUGAUAAAUCCUUGCUAUGGAUGACUCUCGGGGAAGAUGGCGUCCUGUGUGCUCCCUUUUUGGGGUCGUCUUGCUUUUUCUGGUGGUCGCUGACCCCGGCAGUGCCAAGCAGGAGCCGUGCCAAACCUGCCGCAACCUGGUCUCCAAUAUCCAUAAGGGCAUGGAGAAAACAGCCGGGCAGAACUUCGGAGGCGGAAACACGGCAUGGGAAGAGGAGAAACUGGCAAAAUACGAAUUCAGCGAGACGCGGCUUCUGGAGGUCAUCGAAUCUGCUUGCGAUAAGUCUGACUUCGAAUGCAACCGGCUGCUGGAAAACGGCGAGGAACACCUGGAGAAGUGGUGGUCUAAAAGAUCAAAGCAUGACCUUGACCUCUUUCAGUGGCUUUGCAUGGACACAUUGAUGCUGUGCUGCCCAGAAGGCACCUAUGGCCCCGAGUGUUCGCCCUGUCCCGGAGGGCCAGAGACACUCUGUGGUGGAAACGGAAAGUGCGUGGGUGACGGCACCAGAUCCGGCACAGGGACCUGCGACUGCUUCCCAGGUUAUGGUGGCCCCACCUGCACAAAUUGCGCCAUUGGGUAUUUCGAGAAGGAGAGGAAUGAGAGCCACCUGGUAUGUUCUGAGUGCCACAAGGCUUGCAGCAAGUGUGUCGGACCCGAGAGCGAUGAGUGCGUGCUCUGCAGAAAGGGCUGGCUUCUCCACGACAAUAAGUGUAUCGAUAUUGACGAGUGCGGCACUGAAUUAGAUCGCUGUAAGUCGAAUCAGUUCUGCGUGAACACCGACGGAUCCUAUGAAUGCAGAGAUUGCGACAAGUCUUGCAUUGGCUGCAUGGGAGCCGGACCUGCGCGCUGCAAGAAAUGCAACAAAGGGUAUAACAGGGACGGAGCCAAGUGUCUGGAUGUGGAUGAGUGCGAUACGGAGCUGCCAAAGUGCAAGGGUGCCAACGAGGCGUGCAUUAACUCUCCCGGCAGCUACAGCUGUGUGUGUCAGAAGGGGUUCACCAGGCUUGAUGGCAUCUGCAGAAGGAACCCAUCUGACGAUGACGGUGAGAAGGGCCUGUUUGAGGACAUCACGGAUGAUGAGAUUGUGGUUCUCCAGCAGAUGUUCUUUGGAGUCGUCAUCUGUGCUUUGGCUACACUAGCGGCAAAAGGAGACAUGGUCUUCACCGCAAUAUUUAUUGGAGCUGUGGCCGCCAUGGCUGGCUAUUGGUUUUCGGAGAAAAGCGAUAGGGUCCUUGAUGGCUUCAUGAAAGGGAGAUAGCUCUGCGUGUAUCUGGAUUCAAACCUUACAGAAGAAAAUACUUGGAUUGUUUCGGAAACACCCCAGUGGGAGAUGACUGUCCUCGCUUUAGACUUCAGCCAAAGAUUUUAUUAUUCCGUACUUUGAUACUGGCUCAUGAAGUGGUCUCCAAACGAGUCCAAAUUCACAACACAGAUGCGGUUCUGCCUUUUGCAAGGUCUAUAGGUUACGAAGA